UUACGCACACGUAUGUUAUGUAGGAAUACCGGAUUUACCGUAUGAAAAUCAUUGGAAGUGCAAAAUGGAUUUCAUGGAAGAGUCGAAAACGACAGCCUUCGAGGACAAUUUUUGGGGGGAAAAGAAUCAAGGUUUCGGAUGUCUCUAUCAUAACAUGAAACAUGGACAGAUAUCUACAAGAGAAUUAGCAGAUUUUAUACGAGAAAGAGCUGUAAUAGAAGAAGGCUACUCCAAGAGUAUCAGUAAAUUAGCCAAGACAGCGAGUAACAGCUCAUGUUUAGGAACGUUCGCCCCCUUCUGGCAACUGAUCAAAUCGGCAACGGAUAAACUAUCGGCUGCCCAUCACAAACUGAUACAGAAACUGCAAGACGUUGUGAAGGAGGUGCAGAAAUAUGGAGAGGAGCAACACAAGAAGCACAAAGCGAUCAAGGGAGAAAUCCAAGGCACUGCCGAUGUUGUACAAAGUUUACAUUCAACGAACGACAUGCUCCACAAGUCUAAAGAACUUUACAACACAAGGUGUAUAGAAUUUGAAAGACUUAAGAAAGAGAACGCCAGCACCAAAGAGCAAGAAAAGGCUGAGGCUAAAUACAAGAAAGCAACGGAAGACUACAAGGCCUAUGUUGAAAAAUAUGCCCAUCUCAGAGGAGAUUUCGAGAAGAAGAUGACCAAGUCUUGUCAGCAAUUACAAUCCAUAGAAGAGGGGCAUUUACAACAGCUCAAAGAGUUCAUCAAGCAGUACAACAUAGCGUUACGAGAAUGUGGCUGUAGCGUCGAGCAGGUACAAGGGGAAUUCAGUCAGCAGUGUGAGGACCUGACAUCAGUCAAACUCAUUGAGAUGUUCUCAGAGACUAAAGGGACAGGAAAAGAAAAACCAGGUCCGAUAGUAUUUGAGGAAUGCGACGUAUCCAACAUUCCUAGUCCAGAUCCAGAUAAUAAAAGCAAGAAACGAAAGACCAAGAAAGAGAAGACGAAGAAAACCAAGAAGGACAAGGAGGAAAAAGAGGGAGAUGUACCCGAUGUGCUGGUCUCCAGCAAGUCCAGCACCUUUGGUGCUGUGUCCCCAACCACCCCUACUGACUCGGCCAUGUCUCCAACCUCCUCGACCUUAUCUCAGCAGAGUAGUAUGCUACCCUGCAGUUCCAUGCCGGAUGUGAGAGUGAGUCCUCAAGUAGACGAGGAGGGAUUCAGCAUCCGACCGCAAGAAGCCUCUACAAAUGAACCACCUGCUCGGGAUAGCUUCUACUCCGAGUCUGACUCGGACUCCGAUAACGAAGAUAAAACCAGGAAGAUUCAUGUGGAGAUUAAGCCGGCCGUCAUCACGGAUGCCAACGGGGGCCAGACAGCUGCCUCCGUCGAUGAAAUCAAGAAAUCUCUGGGUGGCCUGACGCUAUCACCACCAAUCUUGAGGAAGGACAAGUCAAAUGGUGAUCUGAAACGAAGGAAUCAGUCAGCACUUCGAAGCAGCUAUGGGGCCUCGCCCACGCAUUACGCCCGCGUGCUAUCGUCACGGGAGAGCUUUGCGCGCCGGAGCGCACAAUCUAGUGGGAACCUGUUGGAUCUAGAUUUCUUUUCAACGUCACCUCCGACCUCUGACCUGAUGUCACCGACCAACAACACAAGCUCUGCCACCACGCCCAGCUCCACAGAUGCAACUGAUAAGUGGGCGGCCUUAAGGUCCGUAGUCGGUCCGGUCCGUCCUAGAAACACCUCAAAUCCUGGAAAUAUGUCCAGGGGCUGGGCAACAGCUCGUCAAAGAACGAAGUCUGCCGCUGACCUUUUACAGAGUCCAACGACCACCAGCGAUAGCUUACCCCCGGCAUUACCAGUCAAACAGAGACACAGUAUGAUCGUCAGUAGUACUUCAUCCACGCCCACAGGGGGCGCUCCUGCGCCUACGCCCCCUCCUAGGUCUGGCAACCGGCCGUGGAGUGGCGUACAGUCGCCCAUUCCUCGGAGUGAGACACCGAACAUGUUCCGACAAGACAGCUCUUCGUCUUUAACCAACUCAUCUUUCAAUGCCUCUACGGUUAUUGGCAGCUCACGUGGGCCGAGUCCGUUGACGUUGGGCAUGUCGGACACUAUUCCAAUUGCCGCCGCUUUCACAGAGUCGGUUAACGCUUAUUUUAAGGGAACGGACCAAUCCAAGUGUAUGGUGAAGAUCACUGGUGAUCUGAUGCUCUCAUUCCCUGCUGGUAUCAUCCAAGCCUUAACCGGUAACCCGUCCCCGCCUGUACUUAGCUUCAAAAUCAAGAAUUCUGAUCGUCUGGAGCAGGUCUUGCCCAACAAGCAGCUCAUUACCAAUGAUGCAUCCCAGACCACACCCGAUAGUCAAGCCUACACCUUUAACAUGAGUAACCUUGUAGUUCUACUAAAGAGACAAGCAGAGAAGAAUGUAGCUGCAUCUUACUUCAAUGUAGACAUCCUUAAAUAUCAGGUAAAAGUUGAGCCGGAGGGCAGGUCCACCCCGCUCCAUCUGAUCAGUUACUGGAAGUGUGAGCCAACAACGACCGACGUCAGGAUAGACUACGCUUACAACUCAGCAGCCAUCGAGCAAGCCGCACCUCUUAGUAAUGUCACGUUAAUAGUUCCUGUCGAUGGGGGUGUCACGGUCAUGCAGUCCAAACCAGCAGCCACAUGGUCCGCGGAAAGUAAACGAGCAUUGUGGAAAAUCGGCGACAUAUCAGCAAACAGUGAGAGUGGACUCUCCGGAUCCAUCCGCGCCAAGUUUGAGUUGACGGAAGGGCCGAGUAAGCCGGCGACGUUAGCGGUUCAGUUCAGCAGUGACGGGACGACGUUAUCCAAUCUAGACAUUGAGCUACUCACAACAUCCUAUAGGUUAUCACUGGUCAAGAAGAGAUUUGCCACAGGUAAAUACCUGUCGGAGAGCUAACAUCAGAACAUCGUCAUCCUUCACAACUGCCUUGAAACUCUACAUCAAUCUUCAUCGAACCUAAGCUAAGCUUUUAGCUUAUUUCCCCCUUCCUUAAUGAUACAACUAGACUGGUUUCUUUACCCCCUUUGCAAAAAUGGCAACACUCGUAGAAAUCGCCCAAUCAUCCUUACUUUUAGUCAAGGGUGAAGCCCAUACCUGCCAAUUGUCCAGAUCUUUAAGAUUACAGGCCACAAACAAAACAGAACAUUCCUUUGUCUGACAAGAGUCAGCAAUGACUGAAUAAGAUCAUGAAGUUCUGGCAAAAGAGGGUGCCAUUUGCUUGUGACAUUAAAGAUAACGGGAUACAAUGAUAUUAUAUACAUUGUUUUAAAUACAUACAUCAUGUGUACAUGCCAUAAGCUUUACUUGCACGACUUGUUGUGUCUCUAUCUGUGGACCCGUAAAAGUGGUGUUCCCAUUCCUGAGGUUGAGGUUGCAGUGUUGGCAGUUUAAACUGUCAAGCUAUUUGCCCCGAGAAGAUGAGGAUGCCGAUUAAACUGUCAAAUUGUUGCACCACCGGUUCUCUCUAGAACUGGCUGUUUCAAGAACUGGCUGUCUCAAGAACCAGCUGUCUCAAGAACCAGCUGUCUCAAGAACCAGCUGUCUCAAGAACCAGCUGUCUCAAGAACCAGCUGUCUCAAGAACCAGCUGUCUCAAGAACCAGCUGUUUCCAGAACCGGCUCUUUACUGAGCUGGCUCUUACCAGAACCAGAACUUUCCAGAGCUGAAACUUUCCAGAAAUACUGCAGCUCAACAAGAGAGCGAACUGGCUGUUCCAAGAACCGGCUUUCUUUAGAACCCGCUCUCUCCAAAACCGGCUCUCUCCUGAACCGGAAUUUUCCUGAACUACUGCAGGGUCACUGUUCCCGUGGAAGACCACAAACCAACUAUGGACUCUGGCCUGCGACAGUAAUGGAGGACCAACGUGUUCGGAGGGCCAUCAUCGGAUGCUUUGCUUCGACUGAUUAAAAAUGCAGCUUGACAAGAGAGAGGUUUCAUCGCACCUUGUCUCUCCGCAAACUUUUAGUUCUUACAUUGGGAACUGUAAUUAUCAAACCAUUCUUGUUCCAUUCCAGUCUUCAAGUCUGAACAUCGAGACAAUCUUGUCAAACGGAGGGCGGUGAUAACUUUUUAGAAUAUAAAUGACACACUUACUACAAAUUUAUAUCGCCACGCUUUUCUUCAUUUGAAAUCUCAAAGUGUACCACUGUUUGAAUACUGAUCAACUCGAUACGUUUGGCAAAAAAUAAGUAGGAUUUGAAACUUUGCAUGGUGGAAGUAAGAUAUAGAAAAGUUUGCGGUAACACCAUGUAAUAA
This is a messenger RNA of Asterias rubens (European starfish), 4252 nucleotides long. RefSeq names its product F-BAR domain only protein 2-like. Bases 65 to 2893 code for a protein of 942 amino acids. The record is from RefSeq and is a predicted model, not a curated record. Lineage: Eukaryota; Metazoa; Echinodermata; Asteroidea; Forcipulatida; Asteriidae. The transcript has 26 exons. Gene Ontology annotation, cellular component: clathrin-coated vesicle; plasma membrane; cytoplasm. Gene Ontology annotation, biological process: clathrin coat assembly; clathrin-dependent endocytosis.